This is a messenger RNA of Lentinula edodes (shiitake mushroom), 3144 nucleotides long. RefSeq names its product glycoside hydrolase family 35 protein. Gene Ontology annotation, cellular component: vacuole. NCBI's taxonomy places the organism in Eukaryota, Fungi, Basidiomycota, Agaricomycetes, Agaricales, Omphalotaceae. The transcript has 21 exons. The record is from RefSeq and is a predicted model, not a curated record. The coding region runs from base 1 to 3144 and encodes 1047 amino acids. Gene Ontology annotation, molecular function: beta-galactosidase activity. Gene Ontology annotation, biological process: carbohydrate metabolic process.
AUGGAGCCCCCAGGACCCAAAACGCGCUUGCUAUCAUGGAUAACAAUUUCGACCGUAUUCACCGUCUUGCUGGCAUUCCUUGCUCCCUCCGGGCGAGCUUCAAAAGUGAUCUCAGACCCAUUUGCCGAUCCUCUUCUCGCUCGGUCCAACCGCAAUCGUGCAGUGCUCUCUCCGCGGUUUACCGAUGAAGUAUCCUUUGAUAAAUUCAGUCUUUCUUUACAAGGACAGCGGAUUUUCCUCUAUUCUGGAGAAUUCCACACCUAUCGCUUACCUGUACCAGACCUGUGGAUCGAUAUUCUCGAAAAAGUCAAAGCUGCGGGACUGAAUGGCGUUUCGGUCUACACCCUGAUGGCUGCACUCAAUCCUUCAAGAGGCGUGGUUGACUUCAAUGAUUGGAGAGCAUUGCAACCGCUUUUCGACGCGGCGAAAGAAGCUGGGAUAUGGAUCACAUUACGGCCAGGUCCUUACAUUAACGCCGAGUCAACAGCAGGUGGAAUCGCUCACUGGAUUACCACCGAGAUCGCUGGUCAACUCCGUACCAAUGCAUCCGACUAUACCGAUGCCUGGAUGGAUUAUAUUCUAGGAAUCAUUGAUCAAACAUCAUCGAACCAGAUAACAGAAGGGGGGCCUGUCAUUUUGCUUCAAGUUGAUAACGAAUAUAACCAAGCAGAAGGUGCAGGGUAUUUUGCGGAACUGGAAACUGUGUAUCACAACUCUAGCAUUGUCAUACCAUUGACCUAUAACGAUCCCGGGGAAGGCGAUAACUUUAUCAACGGAACGGGCGCUGUGGACCUAUACGGCUUCGACAGCUACCCACAAGGAUUUGACUGUGCCACUCCAGAAACAUGGAAUCCAGUUACAACGAAUUAUCACUCCUACCAUGAGUCUGCGAAUCCUUCACAGCCGCUUUACAUACCAGAGUUCCAAGGUGGUGCCUUUGAUGCAUGGGGACCUACUGCUCCCGGUUACCCACAAUGUGAGAUCCUCACAGGGCCAGAUUUCCAAUCAGUCUUUAACCGUCAGCUGUGGGCGAGCAACGCGAAGCUCACAAAUUUCUACAUGAUCUAUGGCGGAACUUCGUGGGGUGGAAUACCGUUCCCUGGUGUCUAUACUUCGUACGAUUACGGGUCGACAAUAUCUGAAAACCGAGCGCUGACGGACAAGCACCUCGAGCUCAAACUUCAAGGAAUAUUCCUCCGAAGCACAUCCGAUUUUUACAAGACUAACUGGGUUGGGGAUUCUUCUACCGGGUUCACUGCUGGGUCCGUCACCAACCCCGCGGCGUUCGUCACGUUAUUACAAAAUCCAGAUUCCGGUGCAGGAUUUUGGGUUGUGCGGCAGAGUAGUUCUACUUCAACUGCAACCACCAACUUCAAGCUGAAUGUCACCACCGCUUCGGGUGAUGCUUUACAAAUUCCCCUUGUUGCCUCCACCAUUACUCUCUCCGGACGUGAAUCCAAAGUCCUUCUAACAGAUUAUGGUCUUGGCUCAAAUUCAAGCCUCCUUUACUCCACUGCGCAGGUGUUUUUCUCCGGUGCAAUUGGUACUAAACAUGUCGUUUUCCUGUAUGGCCCAUCAGCCCAGGAGCAUGAAUUCGCUUUGAACCUCUCUGGAACACCGACUUUGAACUCUUCUGCAAUCACUGUCACGUCAGGAUCUAGCGUGGGCCUCACCGGUAGCGAAACCGUGUUCUCUAUCGCCUCAGGCUUCUCUGGCCUCGUUGCCGUCUUCGAAUCCGAUUCCUUGCUUGUGUUAUUCGCAGACUCCGCCACCGCGACGACGUUCUUCUCUCCCGUUGUCCCUGCUGUUAGUGGGGAUUUCCCCAAUUAUUGGGGCCUAGGCACGAACGAUUCGGUACUCGUUGGCGGGCCCUAUCUCGUGCGUUCUGCGAAUAUCAGUACCGACGGGACAACACUUGCGCUUCGAGGAGAUCUCAACAUUACAAGUGGUGCUUCCGACACCACUCUAACGAUUGUUGCUCCUGCUAGCGUAACCUCCAUUACUUGGAACGGAGACGAUGUGUCUGUGUCUCCUAGUGCGAACAGCUCGUCCUCUAUUCUCGUUGGAACUAUUCCUGCUUCGUCAGAUGCACAGAAUAUCAGUAUACCGGUGCUAUCGGGGUGGAAAUUUAAUGAUAGUUUACCAGAGAUCUUGAGCGGAUUCGACGAUUCAGCGUGGGCGGUCGCAAACCAUACGACGACAAACAUACCUGUCCCGAUGAAGUAUGGAGAUGGGAAGAUCACGUAUGGGUGUGAUUAUGGUUUCUGCGAGAAUAUCGUCUUAUGGAGAGGUCAUUUCAACGCAACCGGAGCAGAAACGAGUGUCAACCUUUCGAUUAAUGGUGGUGAAGCGUUCGCUGCCAGCAUCUGGCUCAAUGAUGUUUUCCUCAACACAUCCUUCGGGAACUCGACCAAUGACGCGAAUUCAAUCGACGAAACAGACCAGAAGUUCAUCUUUCCUGAAGGUGCAAUUCUUGUGGGACAAGAUAAUGUUAUCACGGUUGUACAGGAUAACAUGGGCUUGGACGAGACAUCAGGAAGCAACACCGACGCCUCUAAAUCUCCACGUGGUAUCACCGGAUACGCCCUCAAUUCUGGCAACUUCACCGAGUGGAAAGUCCAAGGAAAAGUUGGUGGCUAUACCGGCUACCUCGAUAAAGUCCGUGGAGUCCUUAACGAGGGAGGCCUUUUCGGUGAACGUCAAGGGUGGCAUUUACCUGGCUUCGACACGUCCUCUUGGGAAGCUCGCGAUCUGUCGGACGGAUUACCGGAAUCUGCUGCGGGAGUGGGUUUCUUUGUGACGACGUUUGAGUUGGGCAUACCUGGAGGGUUUGAUGUGUUGACGUCGUUUACAUUCGAGGAGGCCUUGGGGCAGCCGUAUAGGGUGUAUUUGUUCGUUAACGGUUGGAUGAUGGGAAAGAGAGUCGGUAACCUAGGGCAAGUAUUACCCCAGUUCAAGUUCCCUGUUCACCAAGGCAUUCUCGAUUACAACGGAACAAAUACUGUUGCCGUGGCGCUUUGGGCUAUGGAGCCUAAUGUGACUGUAACUCCUCAGUUGCAACUAACCUUGGAUGGUGUAUUUUCUGGAGGUGUAGGGACUGUGUCUACGAACAAUCCUCUUUGGUCUCCUCAGGGAAGGGUCUAA